Erpetoichthys calabaricus (reedfish) is the source of this 2010-nucleotide messenger RNA. RefSeq names its product ST3 beta-galactoside alpha-2,3-sialyltransferase 8 (gene st3gal8). NCBI's taxonomy places the organism in Eukaryota, Metazoa, Chordata, Cladistia, Polypteriformes, Polypteridae. The transcript has 6 exons. Gene Ontology annotation, molecular function: beta-galactoside (CMP) alpha-2,3-sialyltransferase activity. The record is from RefSeq and is a predicted model, not a curated record. Bases 201 to 1256 code for a protein of 351 amino acids.
AUCUCAAUUUUGAGCAGAUGGGAGUUAUGUGUGCCCUGGCCACCUGCUAACUGACAAGGAGUGCCAACCUUCCACUGGUCACCAUGAUGGGUUCUUGGCUACAGCUCACCUUCUUGAUGCCCUGCUGGAUGAAAACUUGAAGUUGGACAUGUUGACUCUAUGACUUUUGGUCUGCUCGCCAGGUCUUUUUUAAAAAGACAAUGCUUCGGUUUUACCGAGCCAGGGCCUUUCUCGGCAUGUUUUCCAGAAAGAUGGUCUACUCUUUGGCCCUGGGUCUUUCUUCAGUUCUGCUCCUGUGUAGUAUCUUCUCAGGUAAAGAGCUCUCUAUGGACUGGAUACUCCGGCCCGGAGACAGGAGCUGCAAUUUGGUCCGUAAGCCCUGCGGUUGUGACACUUGUGUUUCAGAAAGAGGAAAGUGUCCGUGGUUUGAUUCACACUUUGACAACAGAAUAUCACCGUUUCUCAGCCCUAUGACCAUCUUCACCUUGGACACCCUUGUAUGGUGGCUGAAUCUGCAAAACUCCAGAGAGAAUGAACUAAACCCAGUCCUCCAGAAGCUGUUCCAGGUCGUACCAAACACAGAGUGGACUUGGGCUCCUGAUCCAGCACGCUGCAGGAGAUGUGCUGUGGUCGGCAAUUCCGGACACCUUCUCCAUUCAAACCUGGGCCAGUUGAUCAGCUCUCAUGACUAUGUGUUCAGGAUGAACCGUGGCAAGACAAGAGGUUAUGAGGCUGAUGUUGGAAAUAAAACAACUCAUCAUAUCAUGUACCCAGAGAGUGCACAGGACCUGGACAAAGGUGUCCACUUGGUGCUGCUGCCAUUCAAAGUGCAGGACCUUCACUGGCUGGCAAGUGCCUUGUCCACUGGGGAGAUCAAGAGGACAUACACCAGGGUGAAAACGAAGAUCCAGACUGAUAGAGACAAGAUUGUGGUCAUAAAUCCGUCCUUCUUCCAUUAUGUGUAUCGCAACUGGACCAACAGUCAAGGAAAGUACCCCUCUACAGGACUGCUGGCCAUAAUGUUGGCUGUGCACAUGUGUGAUCAGGUUUCUGUGUUUGGCUAUGGAGCGGACAAAUUGGGAAACUGGCACCACUACUGGGAGAACAACACAUUUGGGGGUGCUUUUCGUAAGACAGGAGUUCACAACGCUGACAAUGAGAUGGAGAUCAUUCAGAAACUUCAUGACAUCAAAAAGGUUACGUUUUACAAGGAACAGCCAAAGAAAGUGGAACGCAGCGUUAGGCAUUAUGCCUGAUCGGGUGCGAAUCAGACUGGAGAGAGUAAGCCCAUCAUCAUGGAGCACGGCAAAUCAGAGUGUAGUCUGUAAAGUGAUUGGCUUUGGGCUGACGUGACAGUUAGAGUAUGACCUCCAGUAUGAUCAAUCCUAUCCAUAACGCUACACACAUGGACAGGCCUGUGGUCCCCGCCAUAACCACUGUGCCUGGUCUGAAACGUAUAAACAAAAACUCAGGCCUGGCUGGCUUACUAUGGAAGGAGGAGGUAAGGUACACACCACUGCGGGAAUACUACACUGGAAUCCAAGAGGCUGCUGAACCACGGAUUGUACGGAUUUCAUAAUGGAGAGCUUCAAGAAAGUCGAAGGGAACGGUCACUGGGGCUCUCAAUAUGGCCGACAGUACACCACAAACUGCCAGUGUCUAACAUGGAAGACUUGCUGGCUACAGCCACCACAGGUCCACUCUCUAAUCACCUCAAAGCAAUGGUGUACCUUUUAGGGUCAACCAGACAGACGGAAGACGGCUCAUGGAGUCAUUUACAGCCCAAGUAUUUUAAUUGGUUAUCUUUCUUCAGGAAAGAUCAUUAGAGAGGCGUGCUGGUCACGCCAGGAGUGCAGAUUCAACCAAACUGGUCUUAAGAUGGACUGGUGCGUUCCCGAUGGAUCUGGAGACCCCUUUUCUGCCUUCACUUUUCUUAAGCACCCGCUGUGCAAUUCAGAAAAUCUCUGUAUUAAUAAAUCGGAUUUCUAGGAGGGCCACUUUGUUGUCUUC